Messenger RNA from Durusdinium trenchii, 870 nucleotides. The record is from the annotation of a GenBank genome assembly. NCBI's taxonomy places the organism in Eukaryota, Dinophyceae, Suessiales, Symbiodiniaceae.
AUGUGUGUGUGUGAGCAAGAAGGCCGGGCAGCUCUUUUGUUUUGGCAGAAGCUUUCCAGCGUGUUUCGCAAGAUCUUCAAGAAGAAGACACCAGAACGCGCCAAGCUUGAUGCAGGGCUGAUCGUGUUGCACUGCCAAUCUGAAAAGGAGCAACUGUUCUACCAUAUGGGUUAUUGCAACCUCAAGACCUAUCAUUUUACAGUUUUGGCCAUGCAGCCAAGAGGGGAGAUCACACACAUCGAGAAGCAAAGAGUGCAGCCGCUUUGUUUGAGUGAAGGGGACGACAUCUACAACAGCAUCAAAGUUGCCGUGCAUUGUUUUUCAGACUUUGAUUUGAACAAGCGAUGGACCAUACAUAUUCGGCCAUUGGUGCUGAGCUCUCAGCGCUUUUUCAACCUCUCCCACAUGUUCCCACACCAUGUGGAUGUUCUCAUGGAGACAGGAGCUCUUCCAGCCUUCAUGUGGGAAGGGUGGGAUGAGGAGCGGCCGCAAAGGCGGGGGGCUCCACGACCAAAGCCGAAACGCGCUGGCAAUGAUGCGGGUGAGGCCGAGGCAUGGCGGCCAAGACCAAAACAAAACCCCGAAGCAGAGAGGCCAAGGGCGGUGACACGGCAACAUGGGGUUCUGCUCAUCAGGAAGGUGAAGCAAGUGCUUCCCGUUCAUUGGUUGUUGAUGAAGACAAACCUUGCACUGGUGUUUCAGACUGCGAGUAUACACCUACAGAGGUGGCGCCAGGUGACGUUCCGGAGAGUCCGUUUUUUGAUGAUGAUGAUGCCCUGUCAAAUUUCGAAAAUGACAGUGACAGUGGAAACUCAAACCAUGAAAGCGGUGAUGACGGGGACGGCGACGCUGUCCUCAAUGAGUGGGUGA